Molecule: messenger RNA, 1649 nt
Organism: Phyllostomus hastatus (greater spear-nosed bat)
Lineage: Eukaryota; Metazoa; Chordata; Mammalia; Chiroptera; Phyllostomidae
Gene: UCMA
Product: upper zone of growth plate and cartilage matrix associated
Exons: 4
Coding region: 259-708 (149 amino acids)
Biological process (GO): embryonic skeletal system development; regulation of osteoblast differentiation
Cellular component (GO): extracellular matrix
Source: RefSeq, a predicted model, not a curated record
CCCAGGCCCCAAGGACAGGCUCUGCUUCUGUGAGGUUUGCAAGGUGCCAAAAACAUCUCUGGUGCUCCGGCAGGAGUAGCCAAUGGAAGCCACAACCGGGACCCCUCCCACCCCUCCGCUCAAUGGCAUCCAGCCUCCUGAAUCUCUCCUCCCUCUCUCCUGACCUGACACCGAAGUGAGGACCCAGAGGCCUCAGGGUCUGCAGAACCCUCUCUGCCUGUCCUGUGGUUCCCAGACAGAGCCUCAUCCUCUCUAAGGAUGGCCUGGAAACAGCUUCUCCUUGUCUCCUGUUUCUCCACCGCUGUGCUUCUCCUGUCCAUGCUGCAGGAGGGGACAGGUGCAUCUGUGGGCACCAGGCAGGUAGCUGGACAAGAGGCCCAGGAAGGUCAGUGCUGGGGCCACCCCGUGGUGCAGGGUGGGUGUGCCAGCCCCUGCGGUGGCUCUGGUGGGCCUGAGCUGGUUAUGACUGGCCUCUUUUGGGUUUCAGGCGUGGAACAGAAGAUAUUCAUGCAGGAAUUAGAUGCCUCGAAUUUCCUCAAGAAGCGUGGCAAGCGGUCUUCCAAAUCCCGAGACGAGGUCAAUGCGGAGGACAGGCAGAGGCUGCGGGCUGAUGAGCUACGAAGAGAAUAUCAUGAGGAACAACGAAACGAGUUUGAAAACUUUGUGGAGGAGCAAAAUGAUGAAAAAAUUUGCUUACUUCUGCUCUAGAUCAAGAAUUGAAAAACCAGAGAAAGCAGCUGUUCUUACAAAAACAAGAGUGCCACCUGGAGGCCAAAGAGGCACCAUGCUCUUCCAUUUGUGAGCUGUACUUACUUCACUGCUCAUCUUUAAUGAACAGAUUUUCUCUGAUACUCAAGAUGUUUUACAGAAGCUGUUUUCACAAUAUUUUGGAGGAAAGUCAAGUGUCAAUAUUCACAUAGCCACUUGAAACAAUUACCCAGAUUGUGAAAAAGUCCCAAAUCAGCUCCCGACAAGGUGAUGAAGACGGGAGGAGCGCCCUGCUUGACGGCAAGACGGCAACGGCACUGCAACAGACGCCACCCCCCAACAGCUGUGUCAUCACUAGGUGACAGGAAUUUUUCGACUCCAUUAUAAUCUUAUGGGACUACCAUGCUCUGUGUGGUCAAGUGUCACUGACCAACACAUUGUUACGGAGCACGUGACUGUACAUAAAUGAGGAGAGCACUGGACGGACCUGUGGUGGUGUAUAAGUGGCCUGUGGUUGGCCACCCGGAACUCCACAGGGUGUCAUGUGCAUUGUGUUCUAUGUGAAUAACGCUCAACACAGCAGCUCUGCCUCUAUAUCUGAAGCCACCCCCAAAAAGUAAAAAGAAAACUUAAGAGUGGAGAAAAAAAUCCUAACUCCUAGCCCUCACAAAUACACGUAUUCCCCAACCCACCUUAUCCAUAUUUCAUUUAUUAACUCCACAAACAUUCUUGAGGACAUACUAUGUGCCAGGCACUAUAUCAAGUAUCGGGGAUAAAGCGGUGAAGAGGGCAGGGUCCCUUCUCUCCAGGAGCUGGAAGAAGGCACAGAAAUAAGGCUGGACCCUCACAAAGGACUGUCCCUGUUUCAAUGGAACAGCAUCAUGCGGGAACUGAAAGAGGGUUCAAGAAGUCCAGAUGGCCCCUGGCUGGCGUAGCUCAGU